Nematocida homosporus is the source of this 3264-nucleotide messenger RNA. Its product is annotated as DNA-directed RNA polymerase III subunit RPC2. Gene Ontology annotation, cellular component: RNA polymerase III complex. The record is from RefSeq and is a predicted model, not a curated record. Gene Ontology annotation, molecular function: DNA-directed RNA polymerase activity; DNA binding; ribonucleoside binding. Gene Ontology annotation, biological process: DNA-templated transcription. NCBI's taxonomy places the organism in Eukaryota, Fungi, Microsporidia. The transcript has a single exon. Bases 1 to 3264 code for a protein of 1087 amino acids.
AUGCAGAAGCACUCCCUCUUACCAAAUACUCCUCUUCCCAAUUCCAACUCCACUUUGCUCAAGACCAAUCCCAUGACCGAUUUCACUCGUAUCUUUAUUAGAGAAAAGGGUCUAAAUCGACACCAUAUAGACUCUUUUAACUAUUUUGUAGAUACAGAACUACGUCGUGUUCUUGGUGCUAAUAACUUUAUUGAUUCCGAUGUUGAUCCAUCCUUCUAUCUUAAAUAUACAGAUAUUCGAGUUGAACCCCCAACUAUUGAAGAGAAUAUGGUUAAACGCCAUAUUACUCCAGAAGAGUGCCGUAUACGUAAUUUAACCUAUACAGGUGAUAUUUUAGUUGAUGUCGAGUAUACUAGAGGCAAAGACAUUGUUAUUUCCAAAAAUGUUCUGAUUGGUAAAAUGCCUAUUAUGCUUGGUAGUCAUUUAUCCCUCCAAAAACCAAGUACAGCUGAUGUUCCUUUGCCCUUCCAGACUUCUAAACACAUUAUACCUAUCCAGAACCCUAUACACACUCGACCGGCUCGUGAGUGUCCUUUUGAUAUUGGUGGGUACUUCAUUUGUAAGGGCGUGGAACGAGUGCUGCUCAUGCAAGAACAGCUGGCUAAGAAUAGGAUUCUGAUUGAACUUGAUUUUCGUGGUGAUUUAAGUGCAGUAGUGACUAGUUCGUCUUUAGAACGGAAAAGUAAGACUAAACUCGUACUUAAAAAGAAGCUGGUUUACUUGGCGCAUAACUCACUAUCAGAAGAUAUUCCUUUACAAGUUGUACUUAAAGGUAUGGGUAUUACGACUGACUUCGAAAUAAACACUUUGCUUGGCCACUUCCUUCCGCCUUUGCCGCCAAUUCGUACGCAGUUGGAAGCACUGGCUUGGAUUGGGGCUAAGAUCAAAACAAGAUCGGGGGGAAUUGAUGAGGCUAGAAUCUUUCUUCAUGAUAUUCUUCUGGCCCAUGUGCCUUGUACUCCGACUGAUAUGCGUAAAAAGGCCGAAUACUUGGCCUUAAUGGCACAAAUGCUGCUUCAAAAUGCCGAAGAUCCCUCCCAGAACGAUAAGGACUUUGUCGGUAACAAACGUAUUGAAUUAGCUGGACAAAUGCUUUCCCUACUCUUUGAAGACUUACUCAAACGACUGAACAGUGAAAUGAAAAAGGCCUUAGAUCGAGUCCUUUGCAAACGAGCCCGAGCCCAGGAAUUAGAUGCCUUGCACUUUCUAGUCAUGAACCGGAGUCUAGUUAGUACUGGCUUACUCCGAGCUAUUUCAACUGGGUCUUGGUCUUUGAAACGGUUUAGAAUGGAUCGAGCUGGUGUAACCCAAGUUCUAUCCCGACUAAGUAGAUUAUCGGCCAUUGGUAUGUCCUCGCGUGUUUCUUCCCAGUUUGAGAAGACCCGGAAAGUCUCGGGCCCUCGAGCUCUGCACUGCUCCCAAUGGGGACUCUUUUGUCCAGCUGAUACGCCUGAAGGUGAAGCUUGUGGUUUAGUUAAGAGUUUGGCUACUUUAGCUGAAAUCAGUUCAGAAGAGAAAGAAGAUGCGAUUUUGCACUAUCUUUCUUAUCUGGGAGUUGAAGACCUCUUUGUCGCCACUACUAAUCCUAAGUGCUGGGUAAAUGGUCUCAUGGUCGGUCAGUGCCGUAAUCCUAUGGCUACAGCCCAACAACUCAGAGACUUAAGAAGGGCCGGACGUAUUCCCAGUAGUACGGGUAUUUGGGUGGCCACUGACCUCUUUAUUUCCACUGAAGCCGGUCGUUUAGCCCGGCCACUAGUUAUUGUAGUUAAUGGCCAGCCACGAGUUACUCCCCAGGAAAUGGCCUACUUAGUAGCGGGAUACAAAACAGUCCAGGACUUUGUUGCCGGUGGCUUAAUCGAGUACAUUGAUCAGAAUGAAGCUAAGAAUGCUAAUAUUGCUACGUGGAAAGAAGAAAUAACGGCUGAAACUACCCAUUUAGAAAUUGAUCCGAGUUCGAUUCUAGGAUACAUUGCUGGUGUUAUUCCUUAUCCCCACCAUAAUCAGUCCCCACGGAAUACUUACCAGUGCGCUAUGGGUAAGCAAGGUGUAGGUGUAACUGGAGUGGAUAUUAGACGGCGAAUGGAUGGGGCUAACUUCUUCCUAGUGCAUACGCAGCGGCCUUUAGCCGCUACUCGGGCCAUGGAAAUCAUUCAGUAUACGGACUUACCGGCCGGACAAAACCUUACAGUGGCAGUUAUGAGUAUGACGGGGUACGAUAUAGAAGAUGCUUUAAUUCUUAACCAGGCCUCAAUUGAUCGGGGAGUUGGCCGGGCUAUUCUCAUGAAGACGCACUCACUCUCUCUACGGACAUAUCCUGGUGGCACAGCUGAUUCAAUUACUGGCACGGGUAUUCCACCGCCGGGUAUGCGUGUGGCCGAAGGAGAAACUCUAAUUGAUCGCCGGACGCCAUUUGGGACUAAGGCUGGUGCUGUUUAUCGGGGUUUAGAUCCCGCUCAUGUCGACCGUACUGUACUGACACGCACGGGUGAUGACUUGGUAACGAUUAAAACAGUCUUACGGGAAAACCGAGUGCCUCGUAUUGGGGAUAAGUUCAGUAGUAGACAUGGACAAAAAGGAGUGGUGGGACUAGUAUUACCCCAAGAGGACAUGCCAUUUAAUGAGCAAGGUAUUUCACCCGAUUUAGUUAUGAAUCCCCACGGGUUUCCUUCCCGAAUGACGGUUGGUAAGAUUCUUGAGUUAGUGACUGGUAAGGCUAUUGCUAAUGGAAGUCAGCGACUUAAUCAGUAUGCGGCUUCGGCCUUUGGAGGAGUUACAGCUAAAGAUAUUGCAGCUGAACUAGUUAAUCUAGGGUUUAGUGCAUCGGGGAAGGAGACACUUACUUGUGGAACGACUGGUAAGCGCAUUCCAGUGAUGAUCUUCUUUGGACCUGUUUUCUACCAGCGACUUAAGCACAUGGUUAGUGAUAAGAUGCAUGCUCGGGCUAGAGGGCCACGGGCUGUACUGACGCGGCAGCCUACAGAGGGUCGGUGCCGGGAUGGAGGUUUCCGGCUGGGAGAAAUGGAAAGAGACUGUUUAAUUGGGUACGGUGCUUCAGAAAUGCUAAUUGAGCGGCUGGUUGUAUCUUCUGACCGGUAUAUGGUUUAUAUUUGCAGUGCUUGUGGCUUAAUUGUGCAUAGUAAUGAAUGUCUCUCGUGCCAGCAACCGGCUCUAAAGGUACAACUGCCAUAUGCCUGUAAGCUUUUAUUCCAGGAACUAGUAUCUAUGAAGAUAGCCCCACGAGUUAUUCUUAAAAAGACGCAAUAG